Molecule: messenger RNA, 1587 nt
Organism: Xenia sp. Carnegie-2017
Lineage: Eukaryota; Metazoa; Cnidaria; Anthozoa; Malacalcyonacea; Xeniidae
Exons: 2
Coding region: 272-1207 (311 amino acids)
Source: RefSeq, a predicted model, not a curated record
AUUCGGCUCAGAGAUUCGGCUUCGUGCAACCGGUCCCAGAACUCGGCGCGCGCUCAAGUGACGUCACUAUCUAAACCAAAAUAUUUGUAUUACAUAAGUAUAAUAUUAUUUUCAGUUAUGCCGCCUCGUACACUUCGUAUUAAGAAAUUAUUUUGAUGUUGGACCAUUGGAUCAAAUAACUUUUGAAGUUAUCGUUUCCUCUCUUCAGUCAUUUGGUGAAGACAAACGCCCGUAUUCUAAAAGCUCACUCACACUCACUGAGUUAUAGAGAAUGGCUGCGUUUGCUCAGAACGUUCAUGAGCAAGAAACAGUUGACGAAAAAACAGAAAAUGAACAAUUGAAACAAGAAUUGGAACUUUUCAAGCGAGACGCAAAUGAUAUAUUGCAACAGAAGGAUGAAAUAAUAGAACGUGAAAUGAAUUCAAAUUACCAGUUAACGAAUAAAUAUUUCCAGUUAAAGAAUGAACAUUACCAGUUAAGGUGUGUAAAUUACCAGUUAACGAAUUCAAACAUCGAGUUACAAACAAGAAUCAACAAACUAGAGCAUGAAAAGAGCAUGACAAUUAACUUUAAGAGACAUUUACAAUCUAAAGGUGAAGUUUGUGAAUACAACUGUGUGAUAUCUUGCCUUGUCUACAUAUAUGAGAGAAAGUAUGGUAUGCGUCUGUGUGAAAGGAAUUUGGACGUUAUUAUUGUCGAACAUAUGGUUAAGCUCCGAUCAAUUCGUGAUAAAAAUAAGGAUUUGCAGUGUUAUCAAAAUGAGGAUUUGCAGUGUAACCAGUUUAUGCAACGUCUGAUACUCUCUGGAAUAGUUCCUGUGUACAGGGACUUUGAUUUUACGGGUGAUGAAACUAAGCGGAAGCAGAUAGCAGAAGAAGCAUGGAAAUGUAUUUCAACAGUUGCUGAUGUAUCAGUUCUCAUUCUUGGAAUGAUUAAGAUUUCUGGUAUUGGUCAUUGCGUUGUUUGCAAUAAUCAGGCAGAAGUAAAUGGACUCCUUUACGAUCCACAGAAUGAAAAAGAAUUUAUAAAAGAUUUUGAGGAAUUCUCUAAGGAGUACCAAGGUUUACGGGUAUGUCUAGUCAGUUUGGAAAAAUUGAAAGAAAUCAUUGAACCUCAUGAAAAAGAAAAUCUUGUACAUUUUACACGUCACAAUCCGUCACAUCCAUCGUGGCAGCCAUCGUCACAUUUGUCGUCAGAGUCGUUGUAACAGCCAUCGUCACAGCCAUCGUCACAAUCGUCGUCACAGUCGUUGUUAUAGGUAUUGUCACAGCAAUCGUCACAUUCGUCGUCACAGUUAUCUUUAGAGACAUCGUCUCAGCAUUGUGCAGUGGGAAGCUUAGACACAAUUAUAAGAUAGCUGGGAACGGUGACAUGCAUGGUCUCAAUUUACAGAAAACAUUCAUGGACAAUAGUGCAAUUUGUUAGAUAAUUUAGAUUAUAUCACCAAAAAAUAACGUGUUAAUUAAUCAAGAAAUAGCUUUACUACGCAUGUGCUUAUGUAAGGAACUUUAGCUGUAGUUAAUGAUAAUCAAAGUAUGUAUACUAAUAGUUUCCUAAUUAAUAUUUUAACGUCACUAUUACACGAAA